Molecule: messenger RNA, 2861 nt
Organism: Manacus vitellinus (golden-collared manakin)
Lineage: Eukaryota; Metazoa; Chordata; Aves; Passeriformes; Pipridae
Gene: SLC39A11
Product: solute carrier family 39 member 11
Exons: 10
Coding region: 58-1086 (342 amino acids)
Biological process (GO): zinc ion transmembrane transport
Cellular component (GO): membrane
Molecular function (GO): zinc ion transmembrane transporter activity
Source: RefSeq, a predicted model, not a curated record
GGCUGUUUGCCCCCGCGAGGUGCCCCAGGCUGCCACGUGCUGACCAUUAAGGUCAGCAUGAUCCCGGGAUUGGGGCCGGUGAUCCAGGCGGUGCUGGGGACGUUCCUCACCUGGGGGCUGACGGCGGCGGGCUCAGCGCUGGUGUUCGUGUUCUCCAGCGGCCAGAGGCGGAUCCUGGAUGGGAGCUUGGGCUUUGCUGCAGGGGUCAUGCUGGCUGCUUCCUACUGGUCCCUGCUGGCCCCAGCCAUCGAGAUGGCCGAGGAGUCGGGCAGCUUCGGAGCCUUCUCCUUCCUGCCAGUGGCCUUGGGCUUUGCUCUGGGAGCAGCUUUCGUGUACUUGGCCGACCUGCUCAUGCCAGUCCUGGGUUUCAGUGGCCCUUCCCACGCCGCCCUGGCCUUGAGCUGCGACCCCCGAGCCGCGAAGGAGAAGCAGGAGCAGGACCCUGCCCGUCCCCUGGACUGUGGGAGCGAGCUGUCCAUCCGGAUAGGUAGAGCUGGGCUCCAUCCAGACAAGGGUGAGAACGGGGAGCCCUACCAGAGGAGGAGAGGUGUGGGGUCCAGCCUGCCCGACGGCCCCCCGGCGUUCCCGGUGCCCAGGGACGGAGCCUGCACGCCCGGCAGCAGCAGCUGGAGGCGGAUAAUGCUCAUGAUCCUCGCUAUAACCAUCCACAACAUCCCAGAGGGUCUGGCAGUGGGAGUUGGAUUCGGGGCUAUUGGAAAAUCCGCAUCUGCAACAUUCCAAAGUGCCAGGAACUUAGCCAUUGGGAUUGGGAUCCAGAAUUUCCCAGAGGGCCUGGCUGUCAGCCUGCCUUUGCGAGGGGCUGGAUUUUCCACGUGGAAAGCGUUCUGGUACGGGCAGCUGAGCGGGAUGGUGGAGCCCUUGGCCGGCGUGUUCGGAGCCUUCGCCGUGGUGCUGGCAGAGCCUCUCCUGCCCUACGCCCUGGGCUUCGCCGCCGGGGCCAUGGUCUACGUGGUGAUGGACGACAUCAUUCCCGAGGCACAGACCAGUGGCAAUGGGAAGCUGGCAUCCUGGACCUCCAUCCUGGGCUUUGUGGUGAUGAUGUCCCUGGACGUUGGGCUCGGGUAGGGCAGCGCUGCAAUCCCAGGAGAAGAAUUCAGAGCCGUGCGCGGGUUCGGAGCCGGGUGCGCGUCAUCCUCCGGACUGGUUUUGUACAUAUCUUUCUGGGAUCUGGUUUGGUGUUGAUUUCCUAUAAUUUUAUAUCUCUCUCUCCCCCAAUGUCAUGUUGAUGGUUUUCAAAGCACAAAUACGGGUGGUUCCUCCCAGAUCCCGCUUUCCUUUCGCCACCAGGUUUGCUUUUCCUCUCAGGGGGGGUCGUUGGACCACGCUGGGCUGGUUUCUCCGAGUCAGGUCACUCGGGGAUUUUGAUCAUCUUUGCUCUGUAGAAGGUUAGAAAUUCUCUGUCCUGUGUUGAAGCUGGUCUGUGGUUAAGCACUGAGGCAUUGGAAUGGAGUAAACCCCUUAGGGAGUCUGGAAUUCCACCCUUUUUUUGGGAAGGCAGGUGGAAGGCGUUAGGGCUGCGAUAACACACACAACAUAUCGCAGGACUGCAGGUCUCCCGUGUCCUGCUGGUCCUUGGGAAUGCUUCAGGGAAUUUGUUUUGAUGGAUGCAAAUAGUCCAGGCAAAUAAAAAUGAAUUUUCUUGGGAUCUCUUCAAGGGGGAAAUGUCUUUUUUUUUUUUUUCCUAAAUUUAUCUAAGUGAGACACUGUUCUGAUGAGUCGUGUGCAGUGUUUCAGGGUUUUCAGGAAAAAAAAAAAACAAACAGGAAAGAAGAAUUUUAGUGUUUCCCAGCAUGUACUCUUUGACAAGGCAAGGUGUGGUCCUCCACACUGUCGCUGAUGUGCUGCCUGAUGCCGGAUACAAUUCCACAUGGACCCGUGUUUGGCCUUCCUGAGGGAUUGCUGGUUCUGCUGGGCCAUAACUCCCUGAAGAACCAAGGAAAGGUUUGGUGGUGAUGGUCCUGGUCACACUUCACCUGCAGAAGAGCCAAGUCAGCACCUGAGUGUGCUGGGAGCCCUUGUCUUCCUGAGCAGCGUCAGGAUGAAUUCAUUCCUCAGGAUGAAUUAAUUAUCCCACCUGAAGAGCCAGAAACGUGCAACGUGGAUCCUGCCUCUUCACCUGGCCUUUCUAAGCAUCUCUUGUGGAAUGGCUCUUCCUGAGCAGGCAGGAUUGAUCCCUUCCAGGCUGAGGAGUGAAUCCUGCCCAUCCCUGUGCCCGGCACACACUCGAGUGAGGAGGGAAUCGCCACAGUUGGAAGGAUGCUGCAAAUCCCAGCUCCCCCUCGCCAGGGAUGCUUCAGUCUUCAGCACAAAGGGCUUCCUCAGACUGGAUAACUGGAUCACCUGGCUGCCUCCUGCUGCUCAGUCCCUCUGGAAGUGGUGCUGGGAUGUCACGGAUCACCUGCUGGAGGGGCAGCCAGAGGGAACAGGCUUGAAUGAAUUAAGCUGGAGUUGUACAUUUUCAUUUGGUUCUUUCUUUUUUGCUUGGAUUUAAUUUCUACUUCAUUUGUGGAUCACUCUGGAUGAUACAAAACUACUCUUUGCCAAUGGAUUUGACCUUUCAACUGUGAUUGGUUUCAAUAAAUGGGAAAUUGAGAGUUUGCACUGAUUCGUUUUACUGCUGUAAAACCGUGGCUUUGCUGCUUCUCCCUCUGUUCUGCUGUGUUUCCUUUCUCCAGCUUAAUUGUUUCUGGCUUGUCCAAGGUCCUGCCUCUUGGCCAGGAAGGCAGCUGCUUUGGGGAUGAAAAAAAAAGGGAGAAAAAGCCAAGGAAAGGCAGUUUUGCAGUGCCUCAUCCAGACAGCGGUGAGCGUGUGUUCCUGGGGACCACUGGGCUGCCCAGGUG